CUUGAAAUGGACCACAACAGCCUGACCUAUCAGAAACUGUUCUACCAGAGUCACGUGGAAACAUGGCCAAACCGAUAGGCAGGCGGCAAGAUCAGAGGGGAACUUAUGGCACUUCACUGAAGGAGAGGCAAGUGUGUGCGUAAAAACCGAAGUUGACCACGCCGCUGCGCAACAUCGAAGGAAGCUGAGCAAAAACAGAUUCUCUCGAGAUAAAACACAAAAACAAAAACAGCAACGGGGGACGCAGAAGGAAAUCUGGUUGUAUGGCACCUCAGUCGUGCGUAAUGAAUCCUGCGCAAGGAUCACCGCCCUCGGCCGCUAUGGGGGAGACCUCUCCGGACGACCAAGUUGCUGGUGGUGUGGGAACUGACGAGCUGGACCUGUCAUCUGUCAGAAGAUAUAAAACCAAAAGUUUAGAUCUGCCUUUUAGUGUAGAAUCGCUCAUAUCAGACAGGACGCCGGACAGAAGCCUCCAUUCCGUAGAGCGUGGUUCAGGCUGCGUCGGGCCAGAGGAGACGGAGUGUGCGUCACCGAGGGGACAUUAUCGGUCCAAACUUGAGGCGGUGGACCUCAGCGACAAGGAGAUGAGCCCGUGGAGUCAGGCUUCCUACGCAUCCCCUCCAAGACUACCCAGCCCGACCCCGUGCAAUCUACGGAAACACAAGAACAACAGGAAACCCAGAACUCCAUUCACAACCUCUCAGCUGCUUGCUCUGGAGAGGAAGUUCCGUCAGAAACAGUACCUCUCCAUCGCGGAGAGAGCGGAGUUCUCUAACUCCCUCAGCCUCACGGAGACGCAGGUCAAAAUCUGGUUCCAGAACCGCAGGGCCAAGGCCAAGAGACUGCAGGAGGCCGAGCUAGAAAAGCUCAAGCUGGCCGCGAAGCCGCUGCUGCCGGCCUUCCCCUUCCCCUUCCCUCUGAGCGCACCCAUGGGCGCGCCGUCUCUCUACGGGGCCCUGAACGGACCGCGGCCCGCCUUGCCUGUCCCAGGACUAUUCAGUGGACCGUAUGGGAUGUACUACUUGUCUUAACCCUCACGAACUUUGAACUGCAUGGCUGGGAAAGCUGCCUUUAAAAAUGCCUUCACACAGCAAAUAACGCUGCAAAAAACUUCCAUUUCUUAAGUCGUAAAUCUUACAUUACACCCAAAAAGUAUUUUCUGCUGUAGUGACAAAUCUAAUGAUGUGCAAAGAACAUUUUUUUUCACACAAAUACGUUGGUAGAAGUCCUUCUUCAUUUCAAAAUAGUCUCAUUCAAGGAACAGAAACAAGUGAAAUAUUUUCACUGCAUUUUCAUUUUUCAGGAAUUUUCUGUGAUUAUUAAUUUAAAUUUACAAAAGAUUUACUUUGUAUUUGUUAACAUGGUCAUUUUUGCAGUGUAUUCGGUAAAAUCCUGUUUUUAAAAUGCCAGACUGACACCGAGCUCAAUUUGCGGACAUAUUGUGGGUUUUCUGUUCCAGUAGAGCUGUUCCACAAACACUCUGGUCAAAGUCAUUUUUGAUGUCUCAAGAGGAGAUUACAUGGUUAUUUAAAGGCCUGCAACUUUGGGUUUAAAGCAAUAAGUAGUGGUGACUCACUGCAGUGUCCAUGUGGAUGUUUUCUUUCCAUUCCAGAGGCCUUUGAAACAUUAAAUCACCCACAUUCAAAACACACUUUUAUUAUUAUUAUUGUUAUUAUCUCAAAGAGUUAACUGUUUAGUAGCAAAGAACUUCAUAAGGUAGCCUGGCUCGCAGUUAGAUGCUGAAGGUGGAAGGAAGACAUUACCAACAGGUGAAGUCAAGGUGAAGCACAGUACAUAUUAAGUUUAAUAAUGACAGAGUGGGGACCAGUGUGAGCCUACAGAACAAGUCUGAUUGGCAUGGCUGUCUGAAACUGUGAUCAGAAGCUAAAGAGGCAGCGUUCAACAAAAGACACCCACUUCAGUUAGUGCAUAAGUAUAUUCAACUCUUUUAUAGUUUGUAUUCAGUAACAAGAAGCAUUAGACUAUGAAGAACUCAUUAGUGCCUUUUGAUUACCAGUGUAAAGGAAUCAAGUGUCCCUAUAGAGUGUUUCUGAAGUUUCAUUUUCUCAAAGUGAAUUUACUAUCUAAACCAACCGAUUUCAGUAUUUCUGUUUGUUUCUAACUUCCUAAUAAUUCUCCCAGUUUCAAAAAUGCAAAUCAGCUAUAAAAUAAUCCCACUGUAGUAUUCUCAUUUUAAAACUGUAUUUUUUUUUUUAUAUUACCUCAAAAGGAGAACUUUUUUUGCACAGAUGUUGAAAGAACUCUUAAAAGACCACAGUUUGAAUACGGAGUGUAAAUAAAGGUCAUCAGCUAUUUUUGCAAACUUUCAAAAUGGUAAACAUGACUGAUGGACUCACAUCGGUUGUUAAUGUACAGUGUAUUUUAUAUCUGAUGGGUGGAAAGGUGUUUUAUACAAUUAUUAAAAUCUAUUAUGUAAAUUCUAACAGUUCUCUCGUUUUCCUUCUCACAAAUUCUUUCAAUUCACUGCAAAACCAUCUGCAUUCAUCAUCAUUUAAACGUUGCCUUGAGCUUCUUUUAAAAGCACUUUUAUUGUUUUUUUUCACGAAACUUCCCAACAGCAUCAC
Molecule: messenger RNA, 2585 nt
Organism: Scatophagus argus
Lineage: Eukaryota; Metazoa; Chordata; Actinopteri; Scatophagidae
Gene: msx3
Product: muscle segment homeobox 3
Exons: 2
Coding region: 264-1031 (255 amino acids)
Biological process (GO): embryonic morphogenesis; regulation of transcription by RNA polymerase II
Cellular component (GO): nucleus
Molecular function (GO): DNA-binding transcription factor activity, RNA polymerase II-specific; RNA polymerase II transcription regulatory region sequence-specific DNA binding
Source: RefSeq, a predicted model, not a curated record